AUGCGCACUUUACGCUCUCAUCUCCAGUCUUUUGGUGCACAACUUGACGAGUUUGAUGAACUAGAAGAACUCGACGCUACCAGCUCUCCUGUUCGCCCCUCCUCCGACAUACAGUCCUCACCUGUCCUUCCACCCAUCACCGGACUUCCUCACAACAUCCCGUUCUCACAGCUUGAUACAUUCCUACUUGACGAUGAUCCAAGUGAUAGGACUUAUCCUCAAGUGGCCCGUGCCACACCGCUCUCAGAUGAAGAAAAGGUCUUGCUCAUCCUACGGUACAUAAAGGGGCUCCCCGGAAAGCUCUCACUUCGGUCAUUCCUUGUUGCUCUCUUCAUGUCUAACCUUCCGGAGAUCAAAAAUAUCACAUCCAUGUUUAUGGAGAAUGAUAUUGGGCCGCUGGACUUGGUAGAGAUUUGGUUUGCAGGAGCUGGUCGGCGGGAGUAUUCCAGGCCUUUCGCCGAGUGGGUACUCGAGAAAGUCGCAAAGCUCUGUGCCCUAGAGAUGAGCUGGUUGACAAACAGGGCGAGUGACGGACCUCAUUUUGAGGAAGCAAAACGUCUACGCAUAACACCGCAAAAAGUCACUGUAGCGCUUGUCAAUGGAUUUGACAUCGACAUUCUCGGAGAUACAUACCAUGCACUUUUACCGUGCUUGCAGAGAUUUUUGAAGACAUUGAUUGGCAAGGAGAAGGCUGGGGAGCACCCGCUAUCCCGUCAUCCUCUUGUAGGACAGACUUUCAUCACCUCGCAGUUGUUGCACCUACGCAGCCGCGAAACAAACUACCACCCCCUUAUGAACAGUCUCAUAUUUUGGCUCAACCGCAUCCCAAAGCGACUAUCAAUCAUGUUUAAUCAAAUUGGUCUCUGCGUUUCACCAUCAUCCGAGGGCGAAACUGUAACUGCGGUCAGUGGUGACUCAGUGAAUAUUGCUCGGACCGCGGCGAACGAUGACAAGAAACCAAAACAACUGAAUUACGACAACUACAACUGGCGCGAACGAGCAUGGCAAACCUCUGUCGUGCACGGUAUCAUCCAGCAUGACGAGGUCUCCGCCAUCCUUGCAUGUCCAUGGCGAUCACCCAGUUCCCCUCCGGUCUCGUACACCACAAACGUACAACGUCUCGAGGCUGCUGCAGGCGAACGUCACCGGAUCCCACGUCAAAAAGGGCUGCACGAUAUCACUCCCUCCCUCGAAGAACAGGCAGCCUUUCGUGACGACAUUACCCUUCACAUUCAAUACAUCCUCACCGAGGAAAUUUCCUCAUGGUCUCAUUUUCGCCGACUUCUUCCCAAACUUGAGGACCCGAACACGCUACCACCACACAAGACUGAGCGCUACUUUCUACCGACCUUCAACCAGGAGCAGGGUUCAGUUCGGGGCAACAUGGUCGUGCUCGCACACUACUUUAUCAAGGUCCUGAGGAUUGCGAAGACAUUCUUCGAGACCAACGUCGUUUCGGCACUAGGUGAUCGUCUCACCACGGCCCGUGUUCGUUCUGCACAAGACCAACUCCUCGUUGAUCGAUCCGAACACCGUGUCGACCGAUUGGCCAGUACACCGCUAUCCAGCGGUGUCUUUCACGUCAUCUAUAACCAGAUCCACAAUAUCGGCAAGAAUGCGUGGGGUAGUGGCGCCAAAGACGCUGUCAGCCUUUCGACUCUCCGCGAUCAGCUUCCCAACCGUGCUGAGAUUAACCUCACCAAGGUCGAUCAUUACGCCUGGCUACGGUUCACGGAUGUCAUUCUGCGUUCUCUGACUCUGACGGCCGCCGCAUCAGAGAUGUCACUAUCAUCGUCAGCCUCUCUUCCCACACACCCUCCCACAGACCUCAGCACUCUCACAUCAUUAGCAAAGCGCAUCUCCGACAAGAUCCUUUCUGCUCCUGAUGAUCUGGAAGCGAGGGGAAUCAAGAAAACACCAGGCCAUACCGUCUCCGGCCAUGCCCAAUUACUCUUCCGCGAUCUGAUGAGCAUUCGAAAUAUGCGCUAUGCAGUCAAGCACGGGCAACUUCAGAGGAUGGAACGUAUGUUCAAGUACUGGUUGCCAGUGUUUUAUGCCGGUGGAAGCUCCAACUAUGCAAACGAAAUGAUGGAGCUUCUUCACAACCUUGAACAUGACUGGCCAAAGGAUUUUGCCCAGUUACAGCUCGCUGGUAUGCUCGUCAAUACGACGGGCGAAGAAGACGGGUUUCUAGAGGCUGAUCUCGAUGUCGAGCACCUGAACGGCGAUAUCAAGGACCGCGCUCACGGCCCCAACGCAACCUCCAAACUCCUCGAAAAGAUCACGCCCGCCAUUGGUCCCUGCAAGGAGCUCACUGCGCGAACAUUCAAGGCGAUGGGUGUGCAGCGAAUCAACGAGCACCAUGCAUCCGUAAAGCAACACAAGGACAUCGAAAUCCUUACCAGGUACAUGGAUACAAAGCAGGUCUUUCGCUUUGAUGCUGAUACUCCCUCGGAACACGCUGUCGUCGAUCUCUUCCGGCACGGUCUUCGCCAGUUGAGCGGUCGAGAGGGAGGCCAUGCAAAGCACCUUGAACGUCAUAUCCUUCGGUUUAGAACACGGCACGGGGAGAACAUAUUCAAUGAACUCACCAGGGUGGAGAAGGAAAGGGAACAGCAGUUGUAUCAGGAAUUGGAGCAGGGAAUAGAUCGUGCGGAAGUAGAUUUCGAUGUCCGUGAUGUUGGGCAAGCGAUCAUUGAAUUUGUUGAAGGGGAUUCUGGAGGAAACGGCGAGGAUGUAGAUUUGUAA
Stereum hirsutum FP-91666 SS1 is the source of this 2748-nucleotide messenger RNA. RefSeq lists its product as uncharacterized. The record is from RefSeq and is a predicted model, not a curated record. Lineage: Eukaryota; Fungi; Basidiomycota; Agaricomycetes; Russulales; Stereaceae. The coding region runs from base 1 to 2748 and encodes 915 amino acids. The transcript has 3 exons.